CCCGCCGCGUGAGGCGCGCGCGCGUGGCGGCCGCGGCGGGAUGUUCGUGGCGCGCAGCAUCGCCGCGGAUCACCGCGACCUCAUCCACGACGUGUCCUUCGACUUCCACGGGCGCCGCAUGGCCACCUGCUCCAGCGACCAGAGCGUCAAGGUCUGGGACAAAAGUGAAAAUGGAGAUUGGCAUUGCACUGCCAGCUGGAAGACACAUAGUGGAUCAGUGUGGCGUGUGACAUGGGCCCAUCCUGAAUUUGGGCAGGUUCUGGCUUCCUGCUCGUUUGAUAGAACAGCAGCCGUAUGGGAAGAAAUAGUGGGAGAAUCAAAUGAUAAACUCCGAGGCCAGAGUCACUGGGUCAAGAGGACCACUCUAGUAGACAGUAGAACAUCUGUUACAGAUGUGAAGUUCGCUCCCAAGCACAUGGGUCUUAUGUUAGCAACCUGUUCAGCAGAUGGAGUUGUAAGGAUCUAUGAAGCUCCAGAUGUGAUGAAUCUCAGCCAGUGGUCACUGCAGCAUGAAAUCUCUUGUAAGCUCAGCUGCAGUUGUAUUUCUUGGAAUCCUUCGAGCUCUCGAGCACAUUCUCCAAUGAUUGCUGUAGGAAGUGAUGACAAUAGUCCAAAUAUACUGGCUAAGGUUCAAAUUUAUGAAUAUAAUGAAAAUACCAGGAAAUACGCAAAAGCAGAAGCUCUGAUGACAGUUUCAGAUCCUGUACAUGACAUUGCAUUUGCUCCAAAUCUGGGAAGAUCCUUCCACAUCUUAGCUGUAGCAACCAAAGAUGUACGAAUAUUCACCCUAAAACCUCUAAGGAAAGAAUUGACUUCAUCAGGAGGAUUAACAAAAUUUGAAAUUCAUAUUGUGGCACAGUUUGAUAAUCACAACUCCCAGGUGUGGCGAGUGAGCUGGAAUAUUACAGGCACGGUGCUUGCCUCCUCUGGUGAUGAUGGCUGUGUUAGGCUCUGGAAGGCUAAUUACAUGGACAACUGGAAGUGUACUGGUAUACUGAAAGGUAAUGGGAGUCCGGUGAAUGGUAGUUCUCAGCAGGGAAUUUUUAAUGCCUCUCUAGGUUCAGCCAAUACAAGUCUGCAGAAUUCACUAAAUGGAUCAUCUGCCAGCAGGAAUGGAAAACGAUCUCCUUUUUCCCCUUCCCCAGCGCCGUUUGACCUCUCCCAAGACACCAGCAGCCUGCUAACUACUAAAUACUGUUCAAAAAGCCUUUUUAAAACACGUUGUGUGCGUUUUUUGCCUGCACAGUUUGAUACUGAUGGAACGCCCGAUAGAAAAAUAUUUGGAGAGGCAUCUUGUUUGGAAAAAAACAUAAACAAUCCACCCAAAACCCAAAACUUCCAUCAGAACAUAUUUUUGAAAACUUGUAAAAUUAAAAGAUAGUUCAUGAUUAAAACCAAGAAUUUUUGUCCUUGAUUGGGAUGGGAGGAGGGAAGCGACCAUUACAAUAACUUUCAUUAAAGUUGUUUUGAGAACCAAUUUGUUUUGCAUUUCAAAGUGUUCAGCAUUUGAUUGAAAUUCCUAAACAUUACAAGGUUGUAACUGCUUUGUAAUAUACGCAACUGUUAGUUCUGAAGGAGUAAGAAAACUGUUUGGACAAUUGUGAUUAUGGCUUUUAAUUGUUUGGUAUUGCUUCAUUUUUAUUCUUUAGUAUGACUUCAAAUAAAUGUUUUGUAAGUACUGUCAUACUUCAUUCUAAAAGAAGUACUUUUUCUGUUACAUAUUUGUACAUUCCUAUGGUAAUAGUUGUAAUUACAUGGAGUACUUAAAUUCUCUAAAUGCAGUAUUCUUGAAAAAUGCAAACACUUUAGCCAUACAGAGAUAUAAACCAAAAUGCAACUAUUUGUUAAUUGUCCCAUAAUUUCAUUAAUAAACUGUUAGCUGUUCUUUGAUGUAAGUCCACAGAAUUGUAAACAAGACAGAAAACAAUAUAGUUAUACUAAAAUGCACAAGUGUUACGGGUAAGUUCUAAUAGAAACAGCAGCAAGAUGACAUGGAGUGGCAUAAUUCUGAAUCUUGCUUUCACCAGGAAUCUUGAAUUUACACUGAGGAUUUUGCAGAAAUAUGUAAAUAGACACAAAGACUGUAUUUCAUUCAAAAUAGUUAUUCUCUGUAAAUGUAUAUCAUUAAUGUAAAAAGUGAUGAUUUACAUCUAUUCUAGAAACGCUGUAAAGUUAAUCUGAAUUAGAUGCAUAUGCAGCAAAUGUACUUUGGUAAUAUUUAAUGUAUAUUUUGUGUCACAAACAAAGCAUUACUGAAAGCUGUUAACAAAUCACAGAAAUUCUGGAAGAAUGAAAGCCUGUUAAUAGCUGUACUCCA
Molecule: messenger RNA, 2317 nt
Organism: Lonchura striata (white-rumped munia)
Lineage: Eukaryota; Metazoa; Chordata; Aves; Passeriformes; Estrildidae
Source: RefSeq, a predicted model, not a curated record